This is a messenger RNA of Penicillium vulpinum, 681 nucleotides long. Its product is annotated as translation elongation factor 1 subunit beta. Gene Ontology annotation, molecular function: translation elongation factor activity; guanyl-nucleotide exchange factor activity. Gene Ontology annotation, cellular component: cytosol; eukaryotic translation elongation factor 1 complex. The transcript is spliced from 4 exons. Gene Ontology annotation, biological process: translational elongation. The record is from RefSeq and is a predicted model, not a curated record. Lineage: Eukaryota; Fungi; Ascomycota; Eurotiomycetes; Eurotiales; Aspergillaceae. The coding region runs from base 1 to 681 and encodes 226 amino acids.
AUGGGUUUCACCGACUUUGUCUCUGAUGCCGGCCUGACUCUGGCCAACCACUUCCUGUCCACUCGGUCCUACGUUGUUGGCAACUCGCCCAGCCAGGCCGAUGUCGUGACCUUCAAGGCCUUCAGCGCCGCCCCUGACGCCGCCAAGUACCCCCACGUUGCCCGCUGGUACAAGCACAUCGCCUCUUACGAGAGCGAAUUCUCCACCCUCCCCGGUGACUCCUCCGCAGCUUACACUGCCUACGGUCCCGAGACUGUCGAUCUUCCCUCCAACCCCAAGGACAAGCCCGAGGAGUCCGAUGAUGAGGACCUCUUCGGCUCCGACUCCGAGGAGGAAGACCCCGAGGUCGUUGCUGAGCGCAACAAGCGUCUCGAGGAAUACAAGGCCAAGAAGGCCCUCAAGACCAAGCCCGCCGCUAAGUCUCUUGUCACCCUGGAGGUCAAGCCUUGGGAUGAUGAGACUGUUCUUGAGGAGAUGGAGGCUAACGUCCGCGCCAUUGAGCAGGACGGCCUCGUCUGGGGUGCCUCUAAGUGGGUUCCCGUCGGCUUCGGUAUCAAGAAGCUCCAGAUCAACCUUGUCGUUGAGGACGAUAAGGUUUCCACCGAUGAGCUCCAGCAGAGAAUUGAGGAGGACGAGGACCACGUCCAGUCCACUGAUAUCGCUGCCAUGCAGAAGCUGUAA